Messenger RNA from Ananas comosus (pineapple), 924 nucleotides. RefSeq names its product pentatricopeptide repeat-containing protein At2g13600-like. Bases 1 to 720 code for a protein of 239 amino acids. Lineage: Eukaryota; Viridiplantae; Streptophyta; Magnoliopsida; Poales; Bromeliaceae. Gene Ontology annotation, biological process: RNA modification. The record is from RefSeq and is a predicted model, not a curated record. The transcript is spliced from 2 exons. Gene Ontology annotation, molecular function: protein binding; RNA binding.
AUGCUCAGGAAGCAUAGCCAGUUGCGAACUUCUACACUCAUCUACUAUAAAUUCCUGCAAUCUCAAUCCUCAGUAACAUAUUCCGCUCACAGAAUCAAUGCUACCGACGAUCAAAAUCACUACUGCAUCCCAAUUCCCAACCCUGAUAUCACUUCACGCAACAAACUAAUCAAUGAUCGUUCUAAACUCGGCAACUUGGCUUCUGCAGCGAAGUUGUUCGACGAAAUGCCUGAACGAGACGUGGCUUCGUGGAACUCGAUUAUGUCGUCUUAUGCUCGGAACGAUCUUUACAAUGAAGUGUUGAGAAUAUUUUCGGAAAUGAGGCUUCAUGGAUUUAUGCCCAACUCUACUUCUAUCUCAACCGCCUUAUCGGCUUGUGCGAAGCUUGGAGCUUUGGAGCAAGGCGAGAGGAUUCACGGCCUAUCUAUCAAGACGCGAUCCUCGGCGAAUGUGUUCGUGGGCACAUCGCUGAUCGCCGUGUAUGCGAAUUGUGGUGCAUCAGAGUCCCUGUUCAGGGUUUUUGAUGGAAUCGAGUACCCAAAUGUCGCCUCAUGGAACGCUUUAAUCUCAGGAUAUGUGUUGAACCAUUGCAUUGAAGAUGCUCGUCGAGUGUUCGAGAAAAUGCCGAGUCGGAAUGUUGUCUCUUGGACGGCCAUGAUUAGUGGGUAUAUCAAGGUUAAGAAGGAGGGCUCAUCUGCAAUGGCCAAUACAUUGAGGUGAUUAAGCUGUUCGGCGAAAUGAUCAGCAAAGGGGAUCGAGCUACCGCACCUGUUGUCAACAAGGUAAUUAGUGCAUAUUCCGGUCUAAAAGAUAUUGGAGGAGGUAGAAAUAUUCAUGGGUAUACUGUAAAAUGUGGGCAUCAUCUUUGUGAGAGCAUCGAAGCCUCUUUGGUUUGGAUGUAUUGCGAAUGCUUGGACAUAGAAG